AGUCUCAAUUCAGUCUUUCAAUAAUUAGGCAGCGAAGGUCGCUCCUUUGUCAUGGAUAGCCAAAGGACAUGCAUGCCAUACCUAGCCAUGGUGCUAACGCAGUUAAUAUUUGCAGGCAUGGCCUUGUUCACAAAAGCAGCUGUUGGUGGAGGCAUGAAUCCUUAUAUCUUUGUGUUCUACCGUGAAGUUUUUGCUACUCUUUUCCUGGCUCCCUUCAUCCUUUUCUUUGAAAGGAACAAAGGCCUUCCUCGUUUGCCUAUGAUGAGGAUCUUCUUCACUGCUUUCUGUGGGGACACCUUGAGUUCCUUCUUGUACACCAUUUCACUCAGAUACACAUCUGCAACCUUUGCAUCAGCUAGCACAAAUGCCAUUCCCUCCAUCACUCUUGUACUAGCUCUUCUCUCAAGGGUUGAAAAGCUUUCAAAAAAGAAAAAACUCUAUGGAGCAGCAAAGUUGGCAGGAUCUUCUGUCUCCCUUGCAGGUGCAUUCAUAUUUUCUCUCUAUAAAGGUCCUGCAGUGAAGUUCAUAAAUGAACACCAACUAGCACAAGAAGCAUCAUCAUCUCUACAGAAUAGCAUCUCCAAAGCUAACUGGGUGAAAGGUUGCCUCAUCAUGCUAGUAGCUCAUACUUGUUGGUCUACAUGGCUCAUCUUACAGGGUCCUCUAGUUAAAAGCUACCCGGCUGAGCUUCGUCUCACUUUCGUUCAAUGCUUGUGCAGCGCCAUGCAGACCGCUGUAAUUGCUGUCAUCUUUGAGAGAAGUCCAUCUUCAUGGAAACUCAAAUUGAAUAUCCCUCUUCUUGCUGCUGUCUAUUGUGGAUUGGCCACUGGCAUAUCCUUCUGGCUGAUCACUUGGUGUGUGGAUAAGAAGGGUCCUGUUUUCACAUCAGCCUUCACUCCAAUGGCACUACUUGCCACAGCUAUCUUUUCCGCCAUUGUUUGGAAGGAGACACUUCACUGGGGAAGUGUUAUUGGAGCUGUUCUCCUUGUUGUGGGUCUCUACUGUGUCCUCUGGGGAAAGAGCAAGGAAGAGAAGCCAUUGUUAGAGGAACAAGAAAAAGAUGAAGGAAUUGGCCACAAUGAAAAGGAUCCAGAGAGCAACGGCCAUAGCUAAUUUUAAUUAAAUGGCAAUUAACUAUCUCAUUGCUUUUUAUGAACCAUAUAUGUUGUUCUUUUGUCUUCAUCAACAGAUGUGUAUUAUUCUUUAUCAAAUUCUCUGGUUGCAAUGUGUGUUUGAGUGAUUGUCUUAGUUAUGUACGCUCCAUUUAUCAAUUUUAUUAAAGUAUAAUUUUGUGUUCAGUUUCUCUA
Messenger RNA from Dioscorea cayenensis subsp. rotundata (Guinea yam), 1307 nucleotides. RefSeq names its product WAT1-related protein At1g43650-like. NCBI's taxonomy places the organism in Eukaryota, Viridiplantae, Streptophyta, Magnoliopsida, Dioscoreales, Dioscoreaceae. Bases 52 to 1113 code for a protein of 353 amino acids. Gene Ontology annotation, cellular component: plasma membrane. The transcript is spliced from 7 exons. Gene Ontology annotation, molecular function: transmembrane transporter activity. The record is from RefSeq and is a predicted model, not a curated record.